AUGGGGCAGGUCAUGGGCAUUAUCAUCGGUGCUUUCUCUCAGGCCCAGUCCGACCCGCUGGAGAACUUGCGGCUUGCGGUUGAGCGUGCAGAGGCUGCAGGUGUCGAACAGGAUACGCUCGAUGAUGUGAGGACGAAGCUUGCAGAGCUGGAAAACGAAGUCGGAAAGGAACUUUCGAUCUCGGUUCGGCAUGCUGUAAGUGGGGAGACGCUCACAGUGGUACGAGCAAGACCGUCGGACACACCCGCCUACCUGCGAGAGCAUGUGCUGAGAGCCACCGGUGACGGAGGUGUGGCUCUUCACUUCCUUUUCCAGUCGCAGGUCUUGGACGAGAAGGUCAGCCUCCGAGACUCCGGCCUCGUAGAUGGUGACACGGUCUUCCUGGUUCAGACGCCGUUGCUCUGCCUGACCGCGUCCUUCGAUGGGACCGCGAGAAUAUGGUACUUGCAAAGUGGCGAUUGCCGGAAGAUGUUGGUCGCGCGACGAGGAGGGCAGGUCCAGUCCGCGACAUUUUCACACGACGGUUUGAUACUGCUCACUGUGUCGCUGGAUGGCGAAGGGAAGCUCUGGUGCCCAGAGAGUGGCCGGCUUCUUUGUGAGCUCAGCGGGCAACAAGGAGGUGUUUUGUCGGGCGAAUUCUCAGCCGAUAGCAAGUGGAUUACGGGUGCAUCAGAUGAUUGCACCGCCAUAGUCUGGAAUGCCGAGACGGGCAAAUGCUCGCAAGUCCUCUCUGGACAUGAUGACGAUGUUAAGUCAGCUGCCUUCUCUCCGGAUGCCUCACUGGUCGUCACUGCAUCCUGUGACGGAACCGCUUGCCUCUGGAUGGCGGCAGAUGGCAGUAGACUCCGAUCUUUUGUUGGACAUGACGACGUGGUGAAGUCUGCAAUGUUUUCCUAUGAUGGAAUGCGCAUCAUCACGGCGUCAAUGGACGGAACCGCGCGGGUUUGGAACGUCGAGACUGGUGAGUGCUUGCAAGUUCUGCAGGGCCAUGCCAAGGCUGUCAAUAGUGCAGCUUUCUCACCUGACGACACUUUGUACCUCACUACGUCCUUUGAUGGGACGGUCCGAGUUUGGGAAGCCGGCUCAGGCGAUUGCAAUCUGGUUCUUCAUGCCGAUAACAAAGUCGUGAAUAUGGCUCAGUUCUCGCCUGACGGUGCCAUGAUUCUGGUUGCUUCGGGCACGGAGUGUGUCCGCUUGCUGAGUGCGACUACAGGCGAAUGCAUCAUGACCUUAGACGGUCACGAGGAUUGGGUGAGGACAGCUAAUUUCUCGCCCGACGGCAUGCUCAUCGCCUCUGCCUCCUACGAUGGGACAGCUAGGUGCGGCAUCCUGUCUGAUCCGGGGAUGCUGUGCUUCAAAUUCACUGCCGCGAUCAUGAUGAAGCAGGUGGCGGAACAGCUGGCUGAGAUCCAGGAGCAGCAAAAGGCUUCUGCCCAGACUUUUGCUUACCUCGCACAUCAGCACGAAGGCUGGCAGGUGGCACUGGAUUCCAUCCUUGAUCGCAUUGACCGGCUUAACGAGACAGAGGAGCGCAAAUUGGAUUAUCCGCAGAUCACGCGGACGCCGCAGCUUCCCCCGUUACGUGGGGAUCCAGAUGGCGAGGCCGGCGAG
Symbiodinium sp. CCMP2456 is the source of this 1611-nucleotide messenger RNA. NCBI's taxonomy places the organism in Eukaryota, Dinophyceae, Suessiales, Symbiodiniaceae. The record is from the annotation of a GenBank genome assembly.